UAUCUUUAUACGACCGGUGCUUCUGUGCAGGUUCCGCUGCAUGUGCUGACAUCAAGGUGCUUGGAGGACUCAUACAUUGAACUGUUUUUAUAAUUAACAUUAUUGUGAACUGUUGUUGCUCGUGCCAGCUUUCUGUUUUCGUCGCAGCAUUUCGUUUUGCCGGGAAAAGCAGUGAGUUGUGUCGCGCAUAAGUGAUUCCAUCGGACAUCUAAACUUCUAAUUUUUACAAUUACUGCAUAAACUUUCGAUUGCUGUUUAAGCAAAGUACUAUUUUAGACGUUAGGAAUAAGAAAAUGGUCAUGGAGGCAUCCCCUUCUCCACAAAAUGUCGGUCGUGAAUUUGUCCGACAAUAUUAUACUUUGCUUAAUCAAGCUCCAGCACAUCUUCAUAGAUUCUAUAAUCAACAUUCUUCCUUUGUGCAUGGAGGAUUAGAUUCAAAUAGAGAAUCAACUCCUGCAAUUGGCCAAAAACAAAUACAUCAAAAAAUACAACAAUUAAACUUUCGUGAUUGUCAUGCCAAAAUAAGUCAAGUGGAUUCACAGCUUACUCUUGAAAAUGGUGUUGUUGUGCAAGUAUCUGGGGAACUAUCUAAUGCUGGACAGCCAAUGCGCCGUUUUACACAAACAUUUGUGUUGGCCAUACAAGCACCAAAAACAUAUUAUGUACAUAAUGACAUAUUCCGUUACCAAGACUUGAUCUUUCCUGAUGAGGAAGAAGCAGAUGUAGGUGGUGUAGAGGGAGGUGUUGGUGAGUCUGGAGAGAGGGAAGGAGAAGAGGGAGGACGUUCUGAACCAGAAGAAGAUGAACAUCAAAAUCGAGGACAACAACUUUCAACACCAGCUGCAUCUACCGAACCUCAAGCACAGCCACCGCUUAUUCCUGCACAACAACCCGUACUUCAACAACAGCAACAAAUGUAUUAUGCUCCACCACCACAACAGACUCAUGUACAUCCUGUAAUGCAACAAGUUCUAAAUGGAUCAGUUCACGAAGAAACACCACUAAUCAACCAACAACCGCCAUCUACACAACAGCAGCAACAACCACCUCCACCACCUGCACAGCAGCACCAAUAUGUAACUGAACCCACAUCACAAACACAAUUUGUACAAGAAACGGAAUUGGAUACCACAGUUGAGCAACAACAACAAACAGAAAGUGAACCUCAGGUUCAAACAAGUGAGACUCGUGAACAACCCGAGACUGAAACAUUUACCGCUUCUGUACAAGAAUCCGAACCAGAACAUCAAGUGACAAAUACAAAUGUGACCAGUAGUGGACCGAAGACAUACGCUAAUCUUGUGAAAUCGUUCCCCACUACUACUGGCGCUACUAGUCCUCAAGCUCCCAAAUUGUCUAUGUCACCGCCUCCAAUGACAAACUUGCGUUUAGACGAUAGAUCACCGUUACAUCCAACUAGUAGUGGACCUGCACUUUCUACAUCAACUAGUGUUUCUACUCCACAGCAACAGGCUCAUAGAGUUGGAAAUCAGCAGCCACAGCAACAGCAACAUCAACAGCAAAGAGCUCCAAGAGGAGGAGCAGUACAACGAGAUGGCGAUCGUCGUGGUACAAGGCAAAGUCAAUAUAGUGAUGCUCACCAACUGUUUCUUGGAAAUCUACCGCACAAUGCAUCGGAAGAUGAUUUACGUCAAGUGUUUGAAUCUUAUGGUAGGGUAGUAGAGUUGCGUAUACACAGUAAAUCAAACGAUAGGUGCAAGGGGCCACAAGGAAAUAACACGGGGAAAGUGCCUAACUAUGGAUUCAUCACUUUUGAAGAUCAACAAGUUGUUAGCAAAGUGUUACAGAACUUGCCGAUCUAUUAUCCUGCUGAAAAUGGACAAAAAUUAAAUGUGGAAGAGAAGAAAAUAAAGCCUAGAACGAUGGAAGGCAGUGGUGGUCGGUUGAAUUCUAACGACGGUAACAUGAGGACAAUGGGAGGACAACAGCAACAACAACAACAACGAGGUCCAGGCGGACCUGGAGGCAUGAUGAGAGGUGGUCAGCAUGGUACGAGAGGUGGUCGCGGUGGAUUUUCCCGAGGUGGUGAUGGUACAAGGGGUGGUGGUGGAAUGCGACAGUCUGGUAAUCCAAGCAACCUAAGUUACCAAAAUCGCCGUUAAUAUUUCAAACAACGUUAAAGGCACUUCCCAGUUUUUUUCUCCGUGAACAAGUCAUCGGUAUAUAACUACCAUCCUCAUUUCUAAACUCAAAAUCCAGGACUAUUUCGUAUGCCACACAACGUGAUUAAAGGCGCUAUCCUUUUACGCUUAAACAUCGCUUGCAUCGUUUGUCAAGCAACAACUAUAGAUGACGUAGCUCAAAUUGUAUGGAACACGAACUCGAGUAGAGUAAUCGGGUUAUCGCAUUUAAGCUAAGUUCGUCGUGUUCGUGAAUAAGGAAUAAUGAUUUAGUAAAAUAAUUCAUUGAACGUUCAACUGAGUUUGUUGGAUAUUUGAUGAAGUAAAUACUACGAGUUCGUCCUUCAUACAUCGACGUCAGGCAAUUUACAAGACUCUACGAUGAAAACAAAACUGCAUCCACUUGCAUAAUAUACAUAUAACAGAGCGACGCGUGAUAUCCUCUUUAGAAAUAUGGGUGUGUUUUUAUCCCCUGAUACAUAACCCACGUUUCUUAGAAGCAAAACAUCCAAGAAACAAAAUUGUUGCCAAUUUUUGUGAUAGAGUGCAGAAGAAAACUCGAACCAAGGGACAAGAAAAAGCCAUCGGAACACGUGUGCGGCAUAUAAAGACAAGAGACAGUGUUAGAAAUAUACAUCAUACAUACACAUACAGAUAUAUGUCGAACUAGGGUUCGGUAACGUACCUUUUGUUUUCUUUUGGAUGAAUAUCACGAAAGUCAUACGUCGCUCUUUUAGUUUUCUCCGUUUGCCAAUCGCAUUAAGGAGAUACAAGCGGUGCGAAUUCCGCUAUCGUAUACAUAAGUCACGAGCCAAACUAAACGAAAUUAAAACGAGAGGAUACGAAUCGUUUUAACUAUGGAAUAUCGUCGUACAUUUCAUAUGCUCUCGAGUUAAUUCAUUGACUGCCGAUGAAACGUUCCACCUACAUGUAGAAAGUCGGCAAUAAUGUUUAUAGGUGGUAGUUGGUCGGUGUUGGUUAACGAGUAGAGAACUGCGGCUGUUCUGUGGUCGCAUACAAAAGACACAGUCGAUUUUUUUCAUAAAACAUGGCCAACUAUCAAUCGACCGGUAUCGAUUGAUAGUGGGGCUGAGUACCCUUAGACUGCAGCUGGUCUCGCCGUUUCCUAAUUCAUCCGCGUGUCGCUUAUGCUCUAUUUUGUUCCAAUCUGCUGAUUUUUGUUCGACUUUCUUUUUCUAUUACUUAUACAUCUUUGCGUGUUAGGCUCCUGCUUUUUCUUCUUACGUUGAUCUUGGCUUCUUUCUUAUUUACUCUUCUUCUUUUAUCGAUCUCUUGUUCCUUUUUUUUAUCUUUUUCUUUUUUUAGGUCAUAUAAUGAAGGACAAUGAUAAUUCAAAAUUGAAAUUCGAUGGUUGAGUUGAAUCGAUUAUCGUAUAAUACGUGAACGAGCUUAAUAGUCUCUGGUGAUCGCAGAACUCGCAGUGCGCUGCUAAAAUAGAGAAACCUAGUACCGUUAUAACAACACAAAAUUUUAGCUUAACUUUGUGCAAAACGUCGUAAUUACAGAAAGUUGUCGGAAAAUUAACGAUGUAUAUUGAUAAAAAACAAAAAAAUUU
Eufriesea mexicana is the source of this 3717-nucleotide messenger RNA. RefSeq names its product ras GTPase-activating protein-binding protein 2 (gene rin). Lineage: Eukaryota; Metazoa; Arthropoda; Insecta; Hymenoptera; Apidae. The transcript has 9 exons. Gene Ontology annotation, molecular function: mRNA binding. Gene Ontology annotation, cellular component: cytosol; ribonucleoprotein complex. Bases 294 to 2123 code for a protein of 609 amino acids. The record is from RefSeq and is a predicted model, not a curated record.